AUGAUGUAAAAAAGAAGAACUGUAUUUAACUGUGUAUUUGACAGCUGUGAGACUGUCAAGUGCAUGUGCAUGUGUGUAUUUGUGAGAGAGACCGACAAAGAUCGAGAAAGAGAAGUGACAGAGGAAGUCAGGAGGCUUGCGGUAAACAGCUCAUAUGCCUCAAUUUAAAGAAGCGGUUUGCAGUGCAAUGUUCAGUGCUGUGAUGAAAGGAAGACUUUGAAGCUCUACAGAACGGAUCAGUGUUCGACACGUUGCCGCUGUGUGAAAGUGUUUUCUGUGUCAUGCCUACAGAAUUGCAGUAAGGGGAACAACGUUUAACCAUCUUUUUGCGUGUCUGGAAUUCUUUGAAGAGGCGUAUUUACGACUAAAAAGACUUCAUAAACAUGGGAAACAGCGGAGAGGAGGGUAAACUGCACCGGAGACUGUCCCGCAUAGGGAGCAGAGGACAGAGAGAACCACCAAGACCCCCACCCCAAGCAGAUAAACCCUCAACCCCUGCCCCGCCAGCUGCCACAGCAAGACCACCUGAACCUGCUCCAAAGCCCGCAGAAGCAAGCUCUAAACCUUUAGAACCUGCUCCCAAACCCCAAGGAGUCACUCCAAAGCCUGCUGAGGUUGCUCCAAAACCCAGUAUUCCUCCCAAACCCCACAUACAGAUGUUUAGUAGCACAGAGCAUGGAAGCACCAUGCUUCAGGGGCUCGAUCAGUUUCGCUCUGAUAAGACGUUGUGUGAUGUCACUCUGGUGCCUGGAGACAGCAACGAAACCUUUCAAGUUCACAGGGUGAUCAUGGCUUCAUCCAGUGAUUACUUCAAGGCCAUGUUCACAGGUGGGAUGAAAGAGCAGGAGCUGGAGGAAAUUAAGCUGCAUGGAGUGAGCACCACAGGCUUGAAGAACAUUAUUGAGUUCAUUUAUACAUCUCAUCUGAGUCUGAACUUAACCACCCUCCAGGACACUCUAGAGGCUGCCAGUUUCCUCCAAGUGCUUCCAGUACUCAACUUCUGCAACCAGCUACUAAGCAGCGAGGUCACCAUAGAAAACUGUGCAGAAGUUGAGCGGAUUGCAAGCGAUCUUCUCCUGGAGGAUGUUCAGACCCACGUAUACAACUUUGUGUGCCAGAACUUCGCUGCUCUGGUGCAGAAUGAACGUUUCCUGCAGCUAUCUGAGGCCACCAUAGCAUAUGCCCUGUCCAGUGAUUCUCUGAAAGGAUUCUCUGAAAUGGAGCUGUAUCGUGCUGCCCGUGCUUGGCUGGCUCACAAGCCCAGUGAACGUCGUCCUGCUGCAUAUUCUUUGAUGCGCCACAUUCGCUUCCCCCUGAUGACCCCUGCUGAACUGCUGCAGAUAUCUCAGGAGGACCAGACUGACGAGGGCAAUGAUGGGGAGAAGAAAGCAGAGGAGCCUUUCAUGCGUUCCAACACCGCCUGUGUAAACCUUCUUUUAGAGGCCAGCAACUACCAGAUGUUGCCAUUCCUUCAGCCGGCGCUGCAGACUGAGCGGACAUGCAUUAGGUCAGACACCACGCACCUGUUGGCUCUGGGUGGGGUGAUGAGACAGCAGUUGGUGGUCAGCAAGGAGUUAAGGCUGUAUGAUGAGGAAGGAGGAGGCACAUGGAGAGCUCUCCAGCCCAUGGAGGUUCCUCGGUACCAGCAUGGAGUGGCCCUCCUGGGAGGGUUCCUGUACAUUGUAGGGGGACAGAGCACUUAUGAUACAAAGGGUAAGACGGCAGUGGACAGCGCUUACAGGUACGAUCCUCGUUUUGAUCGCUGGCUGCAGGUGGCCUCCCUAAAUGAGAAGAGGACGUUCUUUCAUCUGAGUGCUUUGAAAGGGAAGCUCUACGCUGUUGGAGGGAGGAACGCAUCAGGCGAGAUUGACACGGUGGAGUGUUACAACCUGAGCAAGAAUGAGUGGACCUUUGUUUCGCCCAUGAGUGAACCUCAUUACGGCCAUGCUGGUACAGUGCAUGGAGGGCUGAUGUUUGUGUCAGGUGGAAUAACGAGAGAUGCUUUCCAGAAAGAGCUGUCGUGCUACGACCCAGACACAGACUCAUGGAGCCGCCGAGCAGACAUGAUGGAGCUCCGUGGCCUGCACUGCAUGUGCACUGUGGACAACCGUCUCUAUGUUAUGGGUGGAAACCACUUCCGUGGAACCAAUGACUAUGAUGAUGUGCUCAGUUGUGAAUACUACAGCCCUGCGACUGACCAGUGGACACUGGUGGCUCCGAUGCCCAGGGGUCAGAGCGACGUUGGCGUGGCCGUGUUUAAGGGGAAGAUCUAUGUGGUGGGGGGUUAUUCUUGGAACAGCCGGUGUAUGGUGGACAUUGUGCAAUGCUAUGAUCCUGAAAAAGAUGAGUGGGAGAGGGUGUUUAAUGUGCUGGAGCCUCUAGGAGGCAUUCGAGCCUGCACCAUGACUGUUCAUCGCCCAGAAGGCUCUGUAGAUGAAGCUCAAAUACAGGAAUGCCCCCUCCCAACAGCUAAGAACUGAAAUACAGAGGACAGAUUUUUUUGGUGGCUACAGAAAAAAGGGAACUGUAAAUACACACUUAAUAAUGGUUCUUUAAGAGUUUUUAAGUAAAGAAAAUGGUUCUGUAUAAGACCAUGAGCACAGUUUUUGACAUCAUUUAAAAAUACCUGUUGCCCUUUACAUUGUGUGUAAAUGUUCAUGAUCAUUGGACCAAACGAAAUGACCCAAAAUUAUUUUAACAGUACUUUAACAUUGUAACAAUAGAAGGAUCCUUUUUGAUGCUAGUCAUUUUAAAAUUUUCGUAUAUAACACAUUCUCCAUCAGUGCAAAGUGUCUUUUAAUCCUACAGAGCAUUCUUUGAAUGUUCAUGGUUCUACAUAGAACCAUUUUCUUCACUAAAGCACAUAUAAAGAACCAUCUUUUUUAAGAGAGCAGGGUUUGAAAACAUGGUAGAAGUUAAUUAGAAUUGAAAAAGACCAUGCUAGUUGCUCUGUAAGUAUUUUGGAAAAUACAUUUUAGACUUGUGCUUGAAAAAGUCCUUUGUGCAAACAGCAAGUGUAAAACAUAAUCUGCCUAAUCAAUUCUUAAAUUAUAAUUUGUCUUUGUACCUUGCACUGCUAAAAAUGAUAGUACUUUUAGAAAGACAUCAGGAACAAGAUGUGCAACGAUGAAUAUUUUUUGGAUUAUAAUUUUUACAUUUUUGUAUUGCAUUAAUGGCGGUGUGCUGGUUGUGAUAAAUUUUUGAACUGUACAGCUGUAUUACUUUAGCAAGAUCAAAUACAUUGUACCAUCUAUGUCUUGUUUCUCCAAUAAAACUACAGCUGUGAGAAUCAAGAAGAAACAAUGGCCAUUGUGGUGCAUACUAAACCAUCACAUUCUCUCCUGAAACCUUGAACACUGAUCAGAUAAGAUGUAAGCCAGAACCAAGGUCUAUACUGUAUUAACAUGAACAUACUGACACAAGCCCUAAUUAAAGUAUCUUUUAUUAGCAAUAAAAAUAUGUAUAAAAAACUAUGUAAUCAUAGAUGAUGGAUGUAUAAAUGACCCUUCUUAUUCUGCACUUGAAACAUUGUAUUAUUUAAGCCUUUAUUAGUUAAUUUUAUCAUUAUUUUAUGGGGUUUGUGUUUUAUUUCUUGUAGUUAUUUACAUGUUUUGUAUGUAAUUUAGCCUUUUUGUCGUCUGUUGUUCUUUUAAUGUGCUGAAUGCUGAAAGCUUUGACCUUUGAUUCCAUUUUAUUGUGUUUCUUUUUACUCUCUUGUAUAAUUUUAUUUUUGGAAGCACUUCUAGUUGCAUUUUAUGUAAGAAUAAAUAAAGUUUUUUACUGUCAUUGUU
Molecule: messenger RNA, 3791 nt
Organism: Pygocentrus nattereri (red-bellied piranha)
Lineage: Eukaryota; Metazoa; Chordata; Actinopteri; Characiformes; Serrasalmidae
Product: kelch-like protein 9
Exons: 8
Coding region: 384-2480 (698 amino acids)
Biological process (GO): protein ubiquitination; regulation of cytokinesis
Cellular component (GO): Cul3-RING ubiquitin ligase complex
Molecular function (GO): ubiquitin-protein transferase activity; cullin family protein binding
Source: RefSeq, a predicted model, not a curated record